Molecule: messenger RNA, 1972 nt
Organism: Sorex araneus (European shrew)
Lineage: Eukaryota; Metazoa; Chordata; Mammalia; Eulipotyphla; Soricidae
Gene: RWDD2B
Product: RWD domain containing 2B
Exons: 6
Coding region: 273-1145 (290 amino acids)
Molecular function (GO): protein binding
Source: RefSeq, a predicted model, not a curated record
AUCGCCCUGCCACACUCCCCCCGGCCCGCCCGCCUGUGUGCAGUUCGCCGGCUUCGGGGCCGUCUAGCCCUGACACUGUGAAUCGAGAUGUUUGUGCAGCCAAGAACCCCCGGGUAACUGCCGUGAGGGGGUCUCCGUGGCUAGAGCUGGUGCUCAUGGUUUACUCCUGGCUUUGCACUCCGGAUUCACUCUGAAAGACUCGAGAGACUAUAGGGAGUACCUGGGAUCGAACUUGGAUCAGCCAUGUACAAGACCCUAAUGGAUAUCCGGAAAUGACAGAGAUGGAAGAGGCGGAGGCCCAGCUGUCGGAGCUGGACCUGCUGGCCAGCAUGUUCCCAGGCGAGAACGAGCUCAUUGUGAAUGACCAGCUGGCGCUGGCAGAACUGAAGGAGUGCGUUGAAAAGAGGACGACGGAGGGGCGAUCCUCAAAAAUUUACUUUACUCUCAAUAUGAACCUGGACAUAUCCAAGGAAGCAACGGUGGUGUUUUCGCUGGCCUGUGUUCUCCCCUUCAAAUACCCUACAGUACUGCCUGAAAUCACCGUCAGAUCAGCCAUCCUGAGCAGAUCCCAGCAGACUCAGCUGAACUCAGACCUGACUGCCUACCUGCAAGCAAACUGCCUUGGGGACGUGUGUAUACUGAAUGCCACGGAGUGGGUUCGAGAGCAUGGAUCUGGCUACGUCAGCAUAGACGCUACACCCGGUCCUGCCCCUGGAAGCACGGUGCAGCCAGGAGACCUCAUUCUCACGAGACUGUGGAUCUAUAGCCAUCACAUCUACAACAAAUACAAAAGAAAGAAUAUUCUGGAGUGGGCAAAAGAGCUGUCCCUCUCUGGGUUUAGCAUGCCCGGGAAGCCUGGUGUCGUCUGUGUAGAGGGCCCACAAAGUGCCUGUGAAGAAUUCUGGUCAAGGCUCAGAAAAUUAAACUGGAAGAGAAUUUUAGUUCGUCAUCGAGAAGAUAUUCCUUUGGAUGGUGCAAAUGUGGAAAUGGAAAGAGAAAGGAAAUUUACAAUGUUUGAAGAAAAAGUGUUCAGUGUUAAUGGAGCCAGAGGGAACCACAUGGAUUUUGGUCAGCUGUACCAAUUUUUAAAUGCCAACAGGUGUGGAGAGGUUUUCCAAAUGCUCUUUGGCGUGGAAGGACAAUGACCAAAGCAGAAGAGCCUUUGAACGUUUUGAACCUUUUGACUCCAAGCUCCCACCCCCCACCCCCCAGCACCUUUCUUCAAAGGUUAAGUGAUGCUUACUUUUGUCCCAUUCAGAAAUGUGAGGGAAAGUGGGAGGAGAGAUGAAGUGGUACAGCCAGAAUGUAUGUGCUGCAUUUGAAAAGGCUCAUUUCAGGAUGCCGGGACUAAAAGGAGAACAGAGUUGUAGAUCAUAACCUUACAGAUUGUGGGUGGAAAUGGUUUUCAUGUUUGCAAUUAAAAUAAUAGCUGCUGUAACUUGUCGCAUCUGGCCUCCCUUUCUGCCACAAACACGGUGUGAGGGCCUGUCAUCCUGACCACGUUGGGUCCAUGAAACCAGCAAGAGAGCCGGCCAUGGCAGUCCGUCCAGCCCCAUCCAUUGCGCACGGGACAGGGGAGGAAGACGGCCCCUAGCGGGAGGAGGAGUACGAGGAGCCAUAUGGAAAGACAAGAGACAGAAACAAGAGAGACAGGACAACCAACGGCUCUGGGAGCUUCUGCAGGGAGGAGAGUCGGUUUAGUGCAAGCAGGCUUAGGAUAGGGCUGGAGCGAUAGCACAGCGGUUGGGCGUUUGCCUUUCACGCGGCUGACCCGUGUUCGAUUCCUCUGCCCCUCUCGGAGAGCCCGGCAAGCUAUUGAGAGUAUCGAGCCCGAGCGGUAGAGCCUGGCAAGCUACGCGUGCAUAUUGGAUAUGCCAAAAACAGUAACAGUAAGUCUCUCAAUGAGAGACGUUACUGGUGCCCACUCGAACAAAUCGAUGAGCAAUGGGAUGACAGUGACCUUAAAAGAAAA